Molecule: messenger RNA, 3479 nt
Organism: Closterium sp. NIES-65
Lineage: Eukaryota; Viridiplantae; Streptophyta; Zygnematophyceae; Desmidiales; Closteriaceae
Source: the annotation of a GenBank genome assembly
AUGUUCCUAUCAGAUCAGCACUUACCUCUCCCACUUACCUACCUCUCCCACCAGGCAGCGGCAUCACCAGGCGGCGGAUCGCGCGCCACGUGUGCCCUUUCCGCGCUGAUUCCCUUCUUUUCCAGCCUUUUCCCGCCGCUUCCCGCUCUUGCCCAUGGUUUCCCAUGGUUUUCCUUCCCGCCGUUUCCCGCCGUCUUCCUCGGUCAACUUGAUCCCCUCCGUUUCCUGCUCGUUCCGCGCUGCAGGCGGCGCAAUGUGCUCGUUUCCGCGCUGCAGGCGGGGCGAUGUGCGCGUUCCGCGCUGCAGGCGGCGCAAUGUGCGCGUUCCGCGCUGCAGGCGGGGCGAUGUGCGCGUUCCGCGCUGCAGGCGGGGCGAUGUGCGCGUUCCGCGCUGCAGGCGGGGCGAUGUGCGCGUUCCGCGCUGCAGGCGGGGCGAUGUGCUCGUUCCGUGCUGCAGGCGGGGCGAUGUGCGCGUUCCGCGCUGCAGGCGGGGAGAUGUGCUUGUUCCGCGCUGCAGGCGGGGCAAUGUGCUUGUUCCGCGCUGCAGGCGGGGCGAUAUGCUCGUUCCGCGCUGCAGGCGGCGCGAUGUGCUCGUUCCGCGCUGCAGGCGGCGCAAUGUGCACGUUCCGCGCUGCAGGCGGGGCGAUGUGCGCGUUCCGCGCUGCAGGCGGCGCAAUGUGCUCGUUCCGCGCUGCAUGUGGCGCAAUGUGCGCGUUCCGCGCUGCAGGCGCGGCGUGUUGCUUCUUUCCUGAUUCCCGCCCUUUUCUGCCGGUUUCCCGCCUUGUACGAAGAACGUAUGACCGUGGCGCCGCCGCCCGCCUCUCAGCCAAUCACGGAUGGCCACGUGGCGGGGCAGGUGGGCAACGGCGCGGCGAGGAGAGAGGCACGAGAGGUGGCUGAGCACUCAUCUCUGCUCCCCUGCGCUCACCUCUGCUCCCCUGCGCUCACCUCUGCUCCCCUGCGCUCACCUCUGCUCCCCUGCGCUCACCUCUGCUCCCCUGCGCUCACCUCUGCUCCCCUGCACUCACCUCUGCUCCCUGCACUCACCUCUGCUCCCCUGCACUCACCUCUGCUCCCCUGCACUCACCUUUACUGUUCACCCACUUUUCACACCACCGUUUCCCCGUCCCCCACUGUUCACGCCAUUGUUUCCCCGUCCCCCACUGUUCACGCCAUUGUUUCCCCGUCCCCAAAUGUUCACACCACUGUUUCUCCGUCCCCCGUUGUUCACACCACGGUUUUUUCCCCACUGUUCACCCACCUUUUGUUCCCUCUGUUCCCUCUGUUCACCCCUCUGCCAUCCCCGCUUGCUCGCCAUGCUCCCCGCACUCACCGUGCUAUGCUCCUCCCCUCCCCCCACUCACUCAUUGCCCGAAACAUCCAGCCAGGCGUCGUUACCCUCCUGUACUGCCCUCGUCCUCGCCUCGUCCGUCCCCCGUACUCACCUCCUCUCGUCCUCUCUUCUCACCUCCUGUCCACCCCUCUUCUCACCCUCCCUGUCCCCCCACUCAUCUCUGCUCCCCUGCGCUCACCUCUGCUCCCCUGCGCUCACCUCUGCUCCCCUGCGCUCACCUCUGCUCCCCUGCGCUCACCUCUGCUCCCCUGCGCUCACCUCUGCUCCCCUGCGCUCACCUCUGCUCCCCUGCGCUCACCUCUGCUCCCCUGCACUCAUCUCUGCUCCCCUGCGCUCACCUCUGCUCCCCUGCGGUCACCUCUGCUCCCCUGCGCUCACCUCUGCUCCCCUGCGCUCACCUCUGCUCCCCUGCGCUCACCUCUGCUCCCCUGCGCUCACCUCUGCUCCCCUGCGCUCACCUCUGCUCCCCUGCACUCACCUCUGCUCCCCUGCACUCACCUCUGCUCCCCUGCACUCACCUUUACUGUUCACCCACUUUUCACACCACCGUUUCCCCGUCCCCCACUGUUCAUGCCAAUUGUUUCCCCGUCCCCCACUGUUCACGCCAUUGUUUCCCCGUCCCGAAAUGUUCACACCACUGUUUCUCCGUCCCCCGUUGUUCACACCACGGUUUUUUCCCCACUGUUCACCCACCUUUUGUUCCCUCUGUUCCCUCUGUUCACCCCUCUGCCAUCCCCGCUUGCUCGCCAUGCUCCCCGCACUCACUUGCUAUGCUCCCUCCCCCCACUCACUCAUUGCCCAAAACAGCCAGCCAGGUGUGGGAGCGUGAGGUGGAGCACGUGUCCGGAGGAGAGCUGCAGCGCUUUGCCGUUGGAGUGGUGGGGGGGCAGCUGGGAGACAGACAUCUACAUGAGGCGAGCUGCAAGCGGUUUGCCAUUGGAAGUGGUGGCGGGGCAGCUGGGAGACAUCUACAUGUUCGAUGAGCCUUCCAGCUACCUGGACGUGCGGCAGCGAUUGAAGGCAGCGCAGGUCAUCCGCUCGCUGCUGCGCCCCGACAGAUACGUGAUUGUGGUGGAGCGUGACCUGAGUGUGCUCGACUAUCUCUCCCACUUCAUAUACGUCAUUGUGGUGGAGCACGAUCUCAGUGUGCUCGACUAUCUCUCGGACUUCAUCUGCUGCCUCUACGGCAAGCCCGGUGCCUACGGGGUGGUCACGCUGCCCUUCUCCGUGCGAGAGGGCAUCAACAUCUUCCUGGCUGGCUUCGUGCCAACCGAGAACCUGCGCUUCCGAGACGAGUCGCUCACAUUCAGGGGGACGAAAACCCUGGUGGAUAAUCCUGAGGAGGGAGGCCAAGACGUACAGUCGGUUCGGUACAGGUAUUUGGGCAUGAUCAAGAAGCACGGCGGGUUCAACCUCCUCCUUCCCCUCCCUCACUCCAUUCUUUCACCCCCCUUCAUUCCAUCUCAGGUGGCUGAAACCCCGGUGGCUGAAACCCCGGUGGAUAAUCCUGAAGAAGCCAAGACGUACACGCGCUACAAGUACCCGCGCAUGGUCAAGAAGCAGGGCGGGUUCAAGCCCCUCCUUCCCCUCCCCCCCCUCUCCAUUCCAUCUCAGGUUGCUGAAACCCCAGUCGAUAACCCUGAAGAGGCCAAGACGUACACGCGCUACAAGUACCCGCGCAUGGUCAAGAAGCAGGGCGGAUUCAAGCUGACGGUGGAACCUGGUGACUUCACGGACUCACAGAUCGUGGUGAUGCUGGGGGAGAACGGCACCGGCAAGACCACCUUUAUCCGCAUGCUGGUAGGGAAGCUGUCUCUCAUGGGUGCGCAUGCUGGUAGGCACAUCUUGCACGUCUCUUUGGCUCUCUCUCCUCCCUGUCCCUUCCAUGAUCCAUCUUCCAUCCCUCCUCUCUCCCUUCCCAGGCGGCUCUCUCAAGGCCGGACCCAGAUGAGGAAACCGCAAGGAGGCCCAAGAUCCGACGAGGAGACCGGGAAAGAAGCUGAGGACCUCCCGGAGUUCAACGUGUCGUACAAGCCGCAGAAGAUCAGCCGCAAGUUCCCCCUCUCAUACCCUCUCGUUCCUCUCCUUUCCGCUCUCCUGUGUCCUUCUCAACCCCUUACAGGCUG